Molecule: messenger RNA, 582 nt
Organism: Spinacia oleracea (spinach)
Lineage: Eukaryota; Viridiplantae; Streptophyta; Magnoliopsida; Caryophyllales; Amaranthaceae
Exons: 1
Coding region: 1-582 (193 amino acids)
Source: RefSeq, a predicted model, not a curated record
AUGUCUUGGUCUUUGAAGAAGAUUUGGCAGCAAAGGGAGACACUGAGUAGCUCUGGUGAUUUGCAGAAGUUUGUAACUGCAGGAAAAUUUAAGAUUCAGAGAAUGUAUAAUCAUUUGAGACAGCAAGGGGAAUCUGUGGGGUGGAAGAGAAUUGUUUGCAACAGUCAUGCUAGCCCUAAAAGUGUCUUUAUUGUGUGGCUGACCCUGGAGGAUAGACUUGCAACUAAAGAAAGACUGAGAAGAUGGAAUGUUAUAGCAGAUAGUGUGUGUUGCCUUUGUCACAACUCAAAUGAAAGUAGGGAUCACCUUUUCUUUGCCUGCAGUUUUUCUGCUGACAUUUGGAAUCAGGUCCUGCAGAGAAGUGGCAUACAUAGAACUGUUGGAUCUUGGAAUGAUGAAGUGCAGUGGGUGGAGAAAGCAAGCAGGAGUACUAGAAGUAAAGCUAGAAUGUGUAAUAGUUUGUUUUGUGAAACUGUGUACUCUAUCUGGCUAGCUAUGAACUCUAAAGUCUUUUCUAACCAGUUAGACAGUAGCUUAAGUAUUGUAAACAGAAUUCUGUUUAGGGUAGCUUGUAAUAGCUAG